Durusdinium trenchii is the source of this 453-nucleotide messenger RNA. The record is from the annotation of a GenBank genome assembly. Lineage: Eukaryota; Dinophyceae; Suessiales; Symbiodiniaceae.
AUGCCAGCUUCUUCCAUGUCAAAGGUCGUUUGGUGCCUCCACCAUGCUUCCUACUUUCCCAGAACAAGUUUGUCGCACUCCGCCCGAACUGAAGAGCUCAGAGCCGCAAAGCAGAACGUUCCAUCCACCACGCGCACCCUUCGUGUCGCGCUGUUUGCGUUAGCUUGGUCAUAUCGCUCCUCACGUCACAUGGGAGUGCGUCAGCUGAAGCAAAGUAUCUCAGACGUUGAAGAACUGAUUAGAUUCCGGUUUUGGGAGAGAGCCAUUGAAUAUAGACAUGCGGCAUGCGGACAUUGUUUCUUUGGCGAGUCUGACAACGCGACAAGCCAAAGGCUGCCGACGGCUCAAACGCUGUUUCUUGGCGACGACGUGUCGUCCUGCAGGCCCUUGAGACAUGUUGGUCAAAGAAUUCGGGUCGGUCGCGGGCCUGAAGCAAAGGAUUUCUCUCUGUAG